Physella acuta is the source of this 996-nucleotide messenger RNA. RefSeq names its product ficolin-2-like. The record is from RefSeq and is a predicted model, not a curated record. Lineage: Eukaryota; Metazoa; Mollusca; Gastropoda; Physidae.
AUGGCUUUAUUUCUAUUGAGCACCCACACAACGAUAUUCAUUGAGUUAAUUUGUUGUGCUAUAGUGUUUGCUUUAGACGUCUCGACCUGUAACUACUAUGUCUACAACCAAAGUGAAGUUCUCAUGUUGCCUCUUGGUAAACAGUUGACAAACGUCGACCUGGUUUCUUGUGGUGGUCAAUGUUUGGUUACAAACACAUGUUUUAGUUUCGCUUACAACAAGGUUACCAGAUCAUGUUUCUUAGGCUCCGGGCUAAUACCAUACAACAACACUGUGGAGUCAUUAAAUACCAAGGUGUACUCUGUUGGAUUAAUACGAAACAGCUCAGCAUUAAACUACGUGACUUUAGGCAAAAACCCGACCUUUGACCCUUUCAAUCCGAAUGUCUACAAAUCAUGUCGUGAUGUCAUCAGCAAUGAACCGAGGAAGGUUGUGACCCUUACAUCCGGGCUAGUCGUCAUGUGUGACACAGUGACAGACGGUGGAGGAUGGACCAUCUUCCAAAGACGUGUGUCUGGGACUGUUAUUUUCUACCGCGGCUGGGAGGAGUACAAACGCGGGUUUGGGGAUUACGGCAUUGGGGAAUUUUACCUGGGCAACGAAAACAUUUUCUCCAUCACCUCUAAAGCUACUCACGAGCUACGGAUUGAUCUAGUCUACAACGGGACCUACUACGCCAAAUACUCCAGAUUCAAACUGUCCAGCGAGACGGAGCUCUACACGCUUUCCAUCUCUGGGUACACCGGCAACGCUGGAGACUCACUGCGUGUACACAACAAUCGGUCCUUCUCCACCCUGGACAGGGACAACGAUGCAUGGGGCGGACACUGCGCUGUGGUGGAUAUUGGAGCGUGGUGGUACAGAAGCUGUCAUGAUUCCAACCUGAACGGCCAAUGGGGAAACACCAACUACGGCCCGGGUCUAAACUGGUUUACACUAACAGGCCACUACAGUAACGUGCAACUAUCAGAAAUGAAGAUGAGAACAAUUGUUUAA